This is a messenger RNA of Onychostoma macrolepis, 1765 nucleotides long. Its product is annotated as GTPase IMAP family member 7. The coding region runs from base 556 to 1551 and encodes 331 amino acids. The record is from RefSeq and is a predicted model, not a curated record. Gene Ontology annotation, molecular function: GTP binding. Lineage: Eukaryota; Metazoa; Chordata; Actinopteri; Cypriniformes; Cyprinidae. The transcript is spliced from 4 exons.
GGAAACCAUAAAUUUGUUUGUUAUACAUAGUCAAUGGUCACAAUAACUGUUAUCUUAGACAAUAGAUAUUGUGAAAUGCAGCCACUGCUCAGACUAAAGUGAAAUUAAUAAGUGUCUUGACUGGUUCACAUGUAGCAUUAUUUCCAGGUGUGUGUUCAAAUGUUGUCAGCCUAAACUACUCUAUUACUCAGUUUGAAAACUAACACCCACUUUCAAGGCUGGAGGGGCAUUCUUCAUUGGAACAGAAAAAGACAUGCCAAAAAAACUCUAUAUACUUGACUAACAUGUUGAACUAGUCCUGUGCCUCAAUGAAACCCUUGUCGAAUGAAGUGACCGCAUCUUUCAACAAGACCAGCCCUCUACCUGAAGUCGAUACCUGUGUGGAUACAUUACACCUACCUUCAAACAGAAAACAGAAAAACUCUUCAUUGCACAGAAGAAACCAGCAUAUUUCAAGGACACUCUUCACAUGCAAGUGUGUCAGUGCUGAUCGCAACAUCUAUGUAUUAGCCUAUAAAUGAACAGGUUUAAAAACUCUAAACUUCAUCAACUGUGAUGGACAGUAAGAAGUCAGAUGAAGAGAUAGAUGACUCUGAGGAAGAUGAGAAUGAUUCUGCAUUGGAUUCAUCAGCCAGCUAUGCAACUCAUGAAAUAUUGUAUGAAAAUUUGCCGAACGUAGAGGAAACCGAUUUAACUGCAUCAACAAAUGAACCUGAAGAAUUGCGCAUCAUGUUACUGGGGGCGAGAGGGUCUGGAAAAAGCUCCACCGGAAACACCAUCCUCAGGUGCAACGCUUUUAAAUCAGACAUGCAGCUGAGCAGAGUCACACAGUUCUGUGAAAGAGCAUCUGGAAACAUCAACGGCCGGUCCGUGGCCAUAAUCGACACGCCGGGACUGAACAGGAUCGGCCGUACGGAGAGGGAAGUGACCCGAGAGAUCCUAAAGUCCGUCUCUCUGUAUACUCCAGGACCACAUGUGUUUCUGCUGGUUAUGCCUGUUGGGAACUUAACUGAUGAUGACAGAAGCAUGCAUAAACUCAUCGAGAGCAUGUUUGGGGAGAGUAUCUGGAAGUACACCAUCAUCGGGUUCACUCAUGGAGAUCGUCUGGAGGGAAAGGCGCCAAAUGCCGUCAUUGCGUGCUCAGACAUGGAGCUCCGCAGUUUCAUCCAUAAGUGCAGCGGCGGGUUCCUGUUCUUCUAUAACAAGGACACGACAAACUAUGAGCCCGUCACAGAACUCUUGAAGAGAGUCGAGACCCUCGUGGCCAUCAAUGGAAAGAGCUGCUACACGUUGUCUUUUUAUCCGGCCUCAGAGAGGAAGAUCAGGAAGAAAAUGGAGAAGAUUUUAGAGAAGAGAAAGGAGAACAUUGCACAGCAGGAGAGAGACCUGGUAAUAUACUGCAAAACUGAGCAGGAGCUGGAGAGAAAAAAGCGGGAACUCUGGAGAACAGAAGAAGAUGAUGCAAGAAAAAAGGCUGGGAAUCCAGCCAAACAAAAAAUGUCAAUCAGUCUAGCCAAACACCACCCAUCAGGCCAAAAGUCUUCCACUUAGAAACUCUUAUUUGACAAAACUUGGGUGAUAUGUGAUUCUUGAUAUAUAUUUGGACUAUAGGCGACUAAUGCCUUCUACUGAUGUUUUGUUUUUCUUCCUUUGACUGAGGAAAAUGAUUGUUUUUAGUGUAUGAAAAUAUGUGCCAAAACAUCUAUCCAAUGACCAUGACACUUUGCUUAGGGAUUAUUUCUGAAAUUGAUAUGCGCAAUUUCAU